AUGGCAUCCUUAGCACGCAUUCUGUCGAGACAAAUCCACCUAUCAGCUCGCCGACAUGCAUUGUCUAAGUUCAGCAUGCCUGCAAUGAGCCCGACAAUGACAGAAGGUGGUAUAACGCAAUGGAAGAAGCAGGAGGGAGAGUCUUUUAGCGCCGGGGAUGUCAUUCUCGAGAUUGAAACCGAUAAAGCCACUAUUGAUGUCGAGGCCCAAGAUGAUGGUGUGCUUGCCAAAAUCAUUUCCAGUGACGGAACAAAAAACAUCAGAGUCGGCACAACCAUUGCUAUUCUGGCGGAGGAGGGUGAUGAUCUGUCUGCCCAAGAGGAGCUUCCAAGGGGCGACCGAAUUUUUGCUUCCCCUGUUGCCAAGAAAUUGGCGUUAGAGCGUGGUAUUCCUCUGGGUAAAGUCAAGGGUACUGGUCCAGAAGGCCGCAUCAUUUUGGCAGACGUUGAGAACUAUAAACUCUCGUCAGACGCGACUGCAGUUUCAUCAUCAACAGUGGUGUCCCAGCCUGGCCAACCGGCUGAAUUCAUCGAUAUUCCGUUAUCCAGCAUGCGCAAGACUAUUGGCGAGCGUCUUACCAAGUCUAAGCAGGAUCUGCCUCACUACUAUGUUACUACCGAUAUCGAUAUGGGACGCACGCUUAAACUGCGGGAGGUCUUCAAUCAGUCCUUUUCUAAGGAAGAGUCGAAGGCGAAACUGAGCGUGAACGACUUCAUUGUAAAGGCCACUGCUUUAGCUCUUCGUGACGUCCCAGAGGUUAAUUCCGCAUGGCUUGAUGACAAGAUUCGACAAUAUCACAGGGCCGAUAUCAGCGUAGCUGUGGCCACUCCAACAGGUCUCAUCACUCCCAUUAUUCGUGAUGCUGGUAGCAAAGGCCUCUCCACCAUAUCCACCGAAACCAAAGCCCUAGCGAAAAAGGCGCGUGAUGGGAAGUUACAACCUAAUGAAUAUCAGGGUGGCUCGUUCACCAUUUCCAAUAUGGGUAUGAUGGGUGUCUCUCACUUCACAGCCAUCAUCAACCCUCCUCAAUCGGCUAUCCUUGCACUUGGCUCCGUUGUGCCAACACUCGUGCCAGUUGAUAAUGAAAAGGGCUUUGGGACCAAACAGAUCAUGAAAGCCACCUUGAGCGCUGAUCAUCGCGUCGUGGAUGGCGCUAUUAAUGCCAAGUUCCUUCAAGCGUUGAAAGGCUAUUUGGAGAACCCCUUAUCCUUUAUGCUUUAAUCUUUGUCCUUUCCUAGGGCGUAGUCAGCUGGUACUUAUGUAUACAGCUAUUACUUCCCAAUUACUCCAAUUUCUAGAGUGAACAGAAUUUCGC
Messenger RNA from Cantharellus anzutake, 1315 nucleotides. RefSeq lists its product as uncharacterized. Gene Ontology annotation, biological process: pyruvate decarboxylation to acetyl-CoA. Gene Ontology annotation, molecular function: dihydrolipoyllysine-residue acetyltransferase activity. NCBI's taxonomy places the organism in Eukaryota, Fungi, Basidiomycota, Agaricomycetes, Cantharellales, Hydnaceae. The record is from RefSeq and is a predicted model, not a curated record. Bases 1 to 1221 code for a protein of 406 amino acids. Gene Ontology annotation, cellular component: pyruvate dehydrogenase complex. The transcript is spliced from 7 exons.